This is a messenger RNA of Drosophila willistoni, 1548 nucleotides long. Its product is annotated as facilitated trehalose transporter Tret1. The record is from RefSeq and is a predicted model, not a curated record. Lineage: Eukaryota; Metazoa; Arthropoda; Insecta; Diptera; Drosophilidae. Gene Ontology annotation, biological process: transmembrane transport; carbohydrate transport. Gene Ontology annotation, cellular component: membrane. Gene Ontology annotation, molecular function: sugar transmembrane transporter activity. The transcript is spliced from 7 exons. The coding region runs from base 57 to 1385 and encodes 442 amino acids.
AAGAACAAAAAUUAAAUGUAUUCAACAAACGUUACCGUUGGCAGCUUAUAGCCACGAUGGCAGUCCACAUCAUGACUCUGACUGAUGGCAUAGGCAUUGGAUGGCUGUCACCUACAUUAACUUUGCUGACUUCCGAAAAUAAUCCCUUUGGUGAUCCUCUCACCGUAGUCCAGUCCUCGUGGGUAGGAUCUGUGAUUGGACUGGGCUCGUUGAUGGGUGAUUUAAUUUUUGGUUUUUUAAUCGAUCGCCUGGGACGCAAAGUCUGCCUUUUUAUCAUUGCCAUUCCAAAUAUGAUUUUUUGGAUUCUGACAUAUGCCGCUAAAGAUGUGACUUAUCUGUAUAUCGGCCGCUUUUUAGCCGGCAUCUCUAGUGGCGGAUGUUAUGUUGUAUUACCCAUAUUUGUAGCGGAGAUCGCAGACAGUAGUGUUCGAGGUGCUCUAUCCUCACUUACCAUGGUGUACAUCAGCAUUGGAACAAUGAUUGGCUUUGCCUGUGCCUCGUAUCUCUCCUACUAUCUGAUGCCCUGUAUUAUUAUUUGUCUUCCUGUGAUUUAUAUAUUGGCCAUCAUAGGAUUGUCGGAAACUCCACAAUACUUGCUGAGACAUGGGCGGGAUGAGCAAGCCAAAAAAUCAUAUUACUUUUACAAGAAUCUUUCAUCUUCCAACACAACUUCUGAAUCCAACGAGAAUGAUGCAGCUAAAAUUGAAUUUGAGACAUUUCGUCUUCAGGUGUUUGGUGGAGGUAUAACCCAGAAGAUAACGCUAAGAGAUUUCUUUAACCUGCCAACCAUGAAGAUUUUUGGACUGAUAUUUGUGCUAAUCAUUUGCAAUCAGUUAUCGGGCAGUUUUGCAAUAUUCAGUUAUACCUCUCAUAUAUUCAACGAACUAGAGACUCAAUUGAAUCCCAAUAACUGUUCUAUUAUUGUGGGAGCUGCCCAGGUAUUGGGCGUAUUAUGUGCUGUCGGCCUUGUGGAUCGUUUGGGUAGACGAAUCCUCCUACUGACCUCAAUGCUUGGCAUGGGUUUAGGUGAACUAGGAAUUGCUAUGCUUAAAGACUUUGCCUCCUCCGAAUUUCUAGCCCAAAAUGAGUGGCUAUCUUUGCUUUUAAUGUGCUUUGUAGCCAUAAUAGCUUCGUUGGGUGUGGUAGCCCUACUUUUUGUUAUUAUCAUAGAGCUUCUUCCGGCCAAGAUACGCUCUAUUGGGACUUCCCUGAGCAUGGCCACUUUCAGUUCCUUUAUCUUUGUGUCGUUGAAAAUCUACCCCAUCAUGAUCUAUGAUUAUGGCUUAAAUGUUACCAUGUAUAUGUCGGCUGGUGUAUGUUUCUUUUGCUUCAUUGUCUUGGGCCUGUUUCUGCCCGAAACCAAAGGCAAAUUGAUGACGCACUGAGCCAAACCUAUCUGAUGAUUGUUGUUGUCACUUGGAUUUGAAGUCGUGUGAAACUCAAUGAAGAUGACCAUGCCCAAAAUGAUCAUUGCAUAAGUCACUAAGAAACUAACUCAUUUUAGCCAUUUAUUCCUUCGCUUUAUUUUUUAGAUCAUUUUUGGUUAAU